Ictalurus punctatus (channel catfish) is the source of this 5993-nucleotide messenger RNA. It is a transcript of the gene bcl2a, whose product is annotated as BCL2 apoptosis regulator a. The transcript has 2 exons. Gene Ontology annotation, biological process: extrinsic apoptotic signaling pathway in absence of ligand; negative regulation of intrinsic apoptotic signaling pathway; intrinsic apoptotic signaling pathway in response to DNA damage. Gene Ontology annotation, molecular function: protein homodimerization activity; protein heterodimerization activity. Gene Ontology annotation, cellular component: mitochondrial outer membrane. The record is from RefSeq and is a predicted model, not a curated record. Bases 1212 to 1826 code for a protein of 204 amino acids. NCBI's taxonomy places the organism in Eukaryota, Metazoa, Chordata, Actinopteri, Siluriformes, Ictaluridae.
AUCAACAGGCCUACAGCCAUCCAUGUUCACUGAUGGGUCAAAGGCUGUGCGUAUAGCAAACCAUCGUCCUGACAGCUCUAAAUAGCACCAUAAUGAAUAAGUAGUGCGCUGUAUUCGGCUGUAAGUAUUCCGUACCGUUUCUAGUGCACUUUGAAUGAGUACGAGGCCGUUUGGGAUUUGGCCGCAGCCAGUAACCACUGAGAAAGAUUGAAUGGGUGACGUAGAGGAAGUGCCGGCCCUUAGGAGCAACAGCCUGCGCGUUCACAGCGUCUCCAAUUACACACACACACACACACACACACACACACAGAGAUUGAAUGAGCGAAGCUUCAAUUCAGCAGCACUGUCGGGAUCUUCAUAGCGUGAUGUUAGCGUUCUACUGACAAAUGCUGGAAUUGCUGAUAGAGGGGGUAAAAGAUAAAAGUGGAGCGCGAGCGUGCACUUCAUACCGAUUUCUCUUCCGUCUUUUUUUUUUUUUUUUUUUUUUUUAGGGUGACGCCAAUGCGCAUGAAAUUCAAACGCAGGGGAAAUUGAUUUCCGCCGCGCGCGCGCGUAUUUAUUAUUAGCUAUUAUUCUUAUUCUUAUUCUUAUUUAUUGAGGAUCAUAUUUCCAGCUUGAAAAUCCGAAGGAGGAAAGAAGAAGAAGAAGAAGAAGAAGAAGAAGAAGAAAAAACACCCCACCACCAUUGCGCAUUUGCGCGGACGUACGAGCGACGCGUUGGAGCAGCGCCUGAAUGAGCUGCAACUUUGCUCGGUGAAAAGAAAAAAAAAAGAGAAAGAAGAAGAAGAAGGAAAAAAAAAAAAAAAAAGGGGGCGUUCCGUGCUCGCGCGCUGCGAUCGAGGCGGACGCUCGCGCACAGAAGCUCGCGGUGGUCCCGCCGCAAAAGCGCGCCUUCUCAUCAGCCGCAGCUUUGCGCCGCACAACUUCGGGAUCUCGCGUUCGCUUUCGUGGAACAGCGCUCUCAUCCUCAUGCUCCACGCAGUCGCCGCCAGGGCCCGGCGGGAUCGUAAGAAGAUCGACGCGCGAGACAGAUGUGACCGGCGUGAAAAUGGAUCUCGUGUUGGUUUUGAGGUUUUGCUCCGCGACAGACAGUUUUCAGGUUGUUUCUGAGAUGCGUUCCGAGUGACCCUCUGACAUUACGCAUUGCGCGUCAGCUCGAUUCACGGCGUUUAAAAAAAACAAACAAAAAACCAAACAAACAAACAAAAAAAAUGGCAAACCAAAGUCCCUAUGAUAAUCGGGAUAUCGUUGAGAAGUAUCUGUAUCACAAACUUUUGAAGCGAGGCUACGUGUGGGAGUUCCGCGCUGGAGCAGAGGAAGGCGACGGAUUGAGGGAGCCGCCGGCGGAAGUUGUGGAUCGCAGGCCGCGCGCCGUCUUACCGCUGCACCGCGUUCUCCGGGAGGCCGGCGAUGAGAUCGAGCGGACGUACCAGCGCGACUUCGCGGCCAUGUCGGACCAGCUGCACUUUACCCCGAGCACCGCGCAGCGCCGCUUCACCGCCGUCAUCGAGGAGCUGUUCCGGGACGGCGUGAACUGGGGCCGCAUCGUGGUCUUCUUCGAGUUCGGGAGCACCCUGUGCGUGGAGAGCGUGAACCAGGAGAUGGCGUCCCAGGUGGACAACAUAGCAAGUUGGAUGACGGAUUACCUGAACGGGCCAUUGCAGAACUGGAUUCGGGACAAUGGAGGCUGGGAUGCCUUUGUGGAGCUCUACAGUCAUCAGAGAGCGUCCAUGUUCCACCCCUGGCCAUAUUUAAAGACAGUCUUUGGCCUGGCAGCAUUGGGAGCAGCGGGAGUCACCAUCGGCGCCCUCUUUUCUCAAAAGUGAUCAUCUGGAACAUCAACACCUGUCCUUCUUUCUCUGUCUCUCCUCUGGCUUAUGAAGGCACUUGGUUUUAUCAGCGUAGCACUGCCCUGCUGUUUUGUCCAUGUUAUGGAGCUGUCCUUGAAACUGGAGUGGGAGAAAUGCAAUGAUAAAAAAACAAACAAAAAAAACAACAAAAAACGAGUAGCUCCUACACACGUACUAUAAAUAUCACUGCCAUGUAUAGAUCUAGAUCCAAAUAUAUAUUUACACAUACGCACAUGCAGCAGACACAGUGUACAACUCCAAUAUUCAUGGACCAUAUAAGCACACACAAAUGACAGUUAGUUAUUUUAAUGCAAACAUGAUUUACAUUUGAACUUCUAUGAACCUGCAGUUCCAGAUGUCCACGUAUGAUCCUUAUUAUGGUUUUAUUACUUUGUGUGUAGCAUGGAAUGAAAUAUGUAUAAUGUAGGAGUUGGAAAGCAAAAGCAAAAAAAAAAAAAUGAAUUGAAACAAGAGACUGCUAUGAAUGCUCCACUGUCUGCAUGCAUAGUGGCAAGCUACUUUUUUGCAUGAUGGCCUUUUCAGCAUGGAAAAGCACCACCUGUGUAGGACAUUGUUGGGUGUUAUUUUUUUUCUUUUCUUUUUUUUUUUUUAUGUGUCUUUCUCCUUCUCAACCGUUUCUCAGCGUACCUCUCAAGAGCAGCAGAUGCUGCUCAUUCCUCAUUAGGCAUGCUCGUCUAUUUGAUUGGCUGGCGAGUGUCUGGGUUUGUCCUUGCUGGAUAACCCCUAAACAUUCACUUCACUUGCUUUGAACAACUUAAAAGUUGUGUUCUGAGGUAUACCACACCUGAAUGUAUAAUACUUGUCUCUGUGUAUGGUGUGACUCUAGAGACAUUUAACUGUUCUCAUCUCAUCUGGUGUCACUUUGCUUUUAUUUCAUGUCCUUUUUAUUUAAAAAAAAAAAAAAAAAAAAAAAAAAAAAAAACAUUUGAAGGCCAACUGCGAUCAUGUAAGAUUAUUUAAGGGGUAGCAGCAGAAAAGUAGGACCCAGACAGAGCAAUGUAAGAGAGAGAGAGAGAGAGAGAGAGAGAGAGAGAGAGAGAGAGAGAGUAUGUGUAUGUGUGUGUGUGUGUGUGUGUGUUUCUGUGUGUAUUUGUGAUUAUAAGUAGAUCAUGUUGAGAGAGAGCUUAGCCAGAAAAGGUGGGUAUCUCUUGGCCCAUUACAGCAACCAGAGAUAAAGCAGGGCAGCUGGGGUCAGCCAGGUGUGGCAGGGAGGGGGAUAGGGGGAAGGGGAGGGGGCAGGUGAGGUACAGUGGAGGGACUCCAGCUUGCAACAGAGGCUUAAUUCAGCCUGGCAUAGUGGGCACCCAGGCAGCAGAAGGCCCAGAAAGACAUAAUAGAAAGUGAGUAGUAGCAGUAGUAGUAGUAGUAGUAGUAAUAAUAAUAAUAAUAAUAAUAAUAAUUAAGAUAAUAAGAAUAACAGUCAAAAUAAUAAUCAUAAUAUCAGCACAUUAGUAUUAUUUAUUACUAUCAUUUAUUAUUGUUGUUGUUAUUGUUAUUAUUGUUAUUAUCAUUAUUAUAGAUUUAUUUUGCCCAUACGUUAUUUUCACAUUAUUAGAAAGUCAUACAUUAUGUGACACCCCUGGACAAUGGAGGCGGACCUAUAAUUUGAACCAUCGACUUUCUGGACCUUCCAGUCAGCAAGUCCAGAACCAUGACUGCUGAAUUACCAUUGCGCCACUGAAGAACCACCACAGUAGUGCUUGGGCCCUCUUGUGCUCCUGUGCUGAAGAAAUUAGUUUGAAACUAGACAACCUGAACCUGUGUGCUUCUGCUGCUGCUUUCAUCCCGAAAAGAACCUAAGCGGUAUCAGAUAUCCCAGUGCUCUCCGUGUGGAGGAUUUGUAGGACAUUGAGACAUCUGUCUGCCACGUUCGGCUAGGGACCUAUAGUUUUCCCUGGCAGUUGACAAUCAUGGUGUAGUAAAAUAUUAUGUUUACUUGUUAAUGUUUUAUUGUCAUUUAAUCUCAUCUAAGUGGUGUAACCAUUCAUUUUAAUAUGUAAAGGCCUAAUUGAUGUCUCCAUACAUUUUAUGACUCCAUAAGACUCAAUAAGUAUUUGUCUCCAGAAUGCAAGUCAUCAACGAGUCAAACAAAUUUAAUGGCAGAACUCGUGUGUCAUGUUCUAAAGGUACAGAAACGUGGCCAUAAUGCAAUGUUAAGCUUCUGCUAUGAAUGCAGAAGUGUCAUGUAUCUUAUGAGUAUCUUACGGGAGAGCAUAGAAGACUCGCACUGUAACGUCAUGUAUUUUAAUGGCUGCUAAUAAGAUGUGUAAGCUCUCAGCAAUUUAACAUCGUCGUCAUUGAGACACCAUAUGAUGCUGCUUUACGAUACAGCAAAAACUGCCACUGGUGGGGAGCUGUACUGAAAUAUCCCCACUCUGUAAGCUUCACUCAUCAGGAAGUGUGUAAAGACUCAGACAGCCUUUGUGUGAUUGUAUAAGCACUCCGGAUCAAGAGGAAUUUUUGCUUGCCGACUUUGACAAAUGAGGUCAGGGCCUGAGUUUCCCAAAAGAAACAUUCUGUAGAUAACAGUUAAAAUAGUGUGCAAGAUGCAUUGAGUAGUUUCUUUAAAAGCUUUUUAAAUCGAAAUCAUUAUUCAUUUUAAGAUCAUUUAUAACACAUUUUUUUGGGAACUUUUUGGCUCAGAUGGUUAUACCCUAACCCUAUCUAAUGUCAAAUUUACUGAAAUGGCAGAUGUAAUUUUAACCAAAGUUGACUUUAUAGUCCAGUAACUGUUACAAAUUGGCAUUAGUAAGAUGUUGGGUACACUCGAUAUUUCCACAAUCAGCGCUUUCUAAAACAGAACCUGAGACUGAUUGUGUCUCCUCUGUCUCCAGGAGCAAUUAUAAUGCUACAAAGUGAUGCAAAAAAAAAAGAGAUAAAUUCUUCCACAAGCCUUGAGGAGACACUGAUAAACAGAGUAGAAAAGUAAAAUAUCUGCAGAGGAUUCCAGUGCAAUCUUGGAGCCGCUAAACAUGUGAAACAUGCUUUGCAGUACGUCAAUGUUAAUUGGUGCGAUUUAUUAAGAGAUCAUUCUCAUAGUUGAGGGGGGAAAAGGGAUUUUUGACUGAGCUACCUGGGCUUGGUCCUGGGUUAACACCUUUUUGUUAUUUAAUAUGUGUAUAUUUUAUUAUAUAUCAUUGGACCUCCCAUUACCGAGACAUUUCAAAGCCAAUAUAGGAAGUUUUCCGGCUUCUUAAUUGCUGAAAUGGCACAACGAAGCUUCAUUAUAAUGCAUUUGAAUGUCAUAUCUAUACUGUAUAUGUGUCUCCUUCUACCACUAUGCAUUGUUAAUGUUUAUGUCCAACGAUAAAGCAUGGAAGCAUCUCUCCGGGUUCUUCAUCAGUUUAAUUGUCAAGGAGGGAGUGUUUAACUGUGUAAAGGUGGGAGGCUUUUUCCUGUGUGUGAAUUGAUCUGUUGUAAUUUCUGUCUUCAUGGCAGCGCCAGUUGGUAUUUAAUCCUGUUAUUUACAUUAUGUAGUGUGAUUGUGAUUUUUUUUUUUUUUUUUUAAUUAUUAUUAUUUUGGUUGCAGCAUUUUGGAGUUGCUUUCAGUUAUGUGAUUUUUAUAUGCAGUUCUUCAGAGUCUUGUUUUCUGAAAAAUAAGCCCCAAUCGGCCGUUACAUUAUAUAUAAUUGUGAAAAAAGUUAAUGCACUUUUUUUUUUUUUUUUUUUUGAUCUGUUUAGGCAGCUAAUAUCAUAACCAUUUCCAAAACAUGCCACAAUGAAAGAGCCAAGCCAGUCACAACAUUCAUUUUAUUCUGUUUUUGUAAUUUUAUUGCUUCUCAUAUUUUGUACUUUACUUUUCCCAUGGUAGCACUAAAUUUAAUCACCGAAACUUUAAACCUGAACAAGAUAUCCCCGGUAUUUUGUAUAUUAAAAGAGGAUACCUAGAGGGUCGUAGUUUAUACUGUACUUUAUUAUCAGAUCCUCUUAGUGCAGUCAUUAUUUGUUCUGCUUUCGAAAUGUAGCCUGCAUAAACCACUGUUCAAUCUGUUUUUGUUGUAUUUUGUUUUAAUUUAUCCUCAGAACACUUAGGUGUUCUGAUGUGCCCAUACUAUAUUGUCUACUUCUUCCUAUAAGCUAACAAUGAUGUGUCCUAAUUAAAAGGAAAAAAAAUUGCCUUAC